AUGAACGUCGGGAAUACGCAGAUUUGCUGGCACGUCUUCAAAACGCUUCGCAAGUCCUUGAGGUACGAAUUUAUUUUGUUCAAAUCGUUCAUUUCGUGGAUUCGAUCCGAAAAAGCGUAUCAUGUGAAUUCCAAUGUUCUGUGCAACCUUUCUCUCACAAAAUAUUCGAGUCGAAAACAAAAAAAAAAUGGAGUUUUUUUCAAAGAAACCUUAUUUAAAAGUGGCAUUUUUGUAUGAAAUGCGCAGAAUUGAAUUUUGAAAUUGUUUUAUUUUUGAAUUUUCCGUCCAAAUUUUCUCGCGCAAAAAACUUGACCAAAAGCAAACAUUGGAAUUCGCUUUGACCACAAUACGUCCAAAAAAACUUUUUUUCACCUUCUACCAACGGAAAAUCCGUGAGAAAUUUCUUAUAUUGACGUUUCUCAUUUUGCAGAAGCGACGUAUCGAAGCAGAACAGCUGCAGCAGAAGCAGGCGGAUGAGGAGGCCUUCCAGCAGACCAUCGUACCGAUUUUUCAACCGUUUGACAAGACUCGUCACAGAAGCCGAUGAGCUUCUGCGCGACUCCGACGCGGUUCCUGGACAGUAUGAACCAACGGCCAGAGAGUUGAAUUCUGAGGUGGAACUCGCGCGUAAAGUCAUCAACGACGCCGGAGUAGCUGCAGGACCACAAGUUGAGGCUAUUGAAUCGUUGGAGACGACUAUUCAGGCCGCACAACAACUCGCAAACGGCCUCGAAGAAAGAGCCCAAGCUUGGCGAGAAUUUGUCGUUGUUCGUGAUGAAACCGAUGCGACCCUCGGUAAACUUCGGACGCCACUUGAGCGCGUUCUGGAGAAACCAAAGAGAUCGGCGUCUGAAGCGAGCGAUGACAUGAAGGAAAUUCGCGAUGCAAGCCACGACAUUCAGAUUCUCAACGCAAACGUUGCCAACUUGCAACGACUUUCAGAAGCGCUCAACCCGCUGGAAAGUGCCUACGCCGAAGUUCGAUUUGCCGACGUUGAUACUGAACAAACUCAGAAGCAAUACGACGAGCUGCUCAAUGAAUUGGCUACAGAGCUGGAAGAUGAUCGCGUUCUUGGCGAAUCCGCUGAGCUUAUUGCUAAAGAAAUCGAAGAGAUCCGAGCAGUGCUCGACCAGAAAAACUCCCGACGACAAGACCGUCCUCGAGGGAAUCUCACAACAUCAAAUUCCUGCACUGAAAGCUCAAAUCAACCUUUUUGCAAGAUCGCAACGUCGAAGCUGUAGCAACCAGAAAGCACGUGGCUCCCGAAAUCGAACGCAUCAACGAGCUCUCUGAAGACAUCAGACAACUCGAGGAAGCUGUUGAGGAAUCUAAAAUUGCGGCUGAAAUGGCCGAGAAAGAACAACUCGUGCUGGUGUUGACGGUCAGGCUUUCUCAACUGGAAGGUACACCUCUCGAAGAAGUUGACCCUCAAGAGCUGAUCGACCUGAGCCAUAAACUCGAUUUGCUGACGCCUGACCAAGCAUCCGCAGUCAAGCCAAGAUCCAGAGCCUUCAAGAGGCCAAACAGCUGCACGAGGACACGAAAAAAGCUCUGCACGGAGACGUUCUGGCUCUUGAGAAGGAUGUCGACAGUUUCCUCGUUUCAGAGCCAGCGGUUGCCAAGUCGAAGAAGGGCAAGAAAGGCAAGAAGGAGCCAACUGCAUUGACCGUUGAAGACGUCGAACAAAAAAACUCGCCGACGCCAAUCUGCUCGUUUCAAGAAUCGAAGAAUUGGCGAGCAACCCACAGCUCAGCUCGGAAGACAAACUCAAAGUCGAAGAUUUCCGUCAACGGGUCAACAGUUCCGCCGAUGACAAGCGAAACGUCCUCGCCUCGAUGCUAGACGACUUACAAAAGCACGCGAAGGCCAGUGAAACGAUGAAGCGGCUUUCUGAAGCGCUGGAAAGAACUGAAACUGCGCUGGAGACCAUCCCACAGACGACUGUCGCAAUCACCGAUUUCAAAGGAAGCGAUGCUGCCGCAUUUGACAAGCCUCCUGGAAGAGGUUUCCGUUGUGCCACAAGACCUUGAACCAACCGCCAACGAACUUCGAACGCGAGUAGCUACCUUGGAAGGAGCUGUCAACAGCAAACUCGAUGACGCCGUCGCAGAGCAGCAGCGCCUUGACCAACUCAACAGGUCGCUGGAUGAACUGAGCUCCAUCUUGGACUCAGUUGUUCCCAAAUACGAGAAUCCGCAAAAAGCUGGAAGUGGCUAG
Molecule: messenger RNA, 2217 nt
Organism: Caenorhabditis auriculariae
Lineage: Eukaryota; Metazoa; Nematoda; Chromadorea; Rhabditida; Rhabditidae
Source: the annotation of a GenBank genome assembly